Molecule: messenger RNA, 1937 nt
Organism: Amoebophrya sp. A120
Lineage: Eukaryota; Dinophyceae; Syndiniales; Amoebophryaceae
Source: the annotation of a GenBank genome assembly
GAAGAAAUCCGGGAAGUCAAUCUAUACCCUCCAAGAAGUCUUUUUCCUCUCCUACACUUGAGAAUUUGUAUUGAGUUUCUUGUACUUACAUCAUAAAUUCAUGUUUCAUUCCUACGACGCCAUGGCCUCCCUAACAAGUGAACUGCCGCCGGGCGAGGAGGUGGAGCUGCAGCAAUCGGAAGAGCCGUCAGUCGAGGCCUGUUUGAAGACAAAGAAGUCGACAGCAAAAGACGGAAGCGCUACUGCCAGCUCUCAAGCGGCCGACAAGAAUCCGGCUGUUCCAACCGCAAGUGCCUCCAAAGUGGACAAGAAAGUCGUGAUUCUGCGCAAAGGGCUGUCCGGUGAGGAAAAAAAGUUCUGUAUUGACACCGAAAAGGUUAAGUGUGUUGCAGACCUGGCCCAGUUAUUUGUGCCAACCUUUUACACGAGCGAAAGCGACGAACUUUGCCCGCCGUCUUCGCGGCUGCUCUGGUUGGCAGGCGAAGACGAGCCUGCAGAGGAAGACAGAGACAGCGCAGAUGAAAAUCAUUCGCCACUUGAAGAUGGUGAUGGAGGCGAGCAGGGCGACCCGCCGCAGCUCCCGGCCUCGUCCGAUGCUUCCGCUUUUUUUGCACAUAGUGAGGAACUGGUGUUCAGUGCGGACGGAGAGGCUGUCUAUCGCUUCAUGGUCAAAGUCGAGGGGCCGUCCGGCAACCUGAUGGAGGUCGAGGAAAGCAGCGACGACGAGUAUUCGGUGUCCGAACAGGAGGUACUACCGCGGCGCGUGCCACAGGAACCCGAGAAGAUCAAAAGUAUCGCCGCAGCGGAGAACUGGUUGUAUGACAGGUUUUACCGCUAUUUUUUGCUCCCCGGGAACUCGGACGAAUUCAAAGAAACGUAUGGGCCGGAGCGGCUCGUGCGUCAGCGGGAGCGGACGUACUACAACGACGCCGGAACUACAAGGAGGACCGACGUGGGUGCCGAAGUGCAAGCGCUGCUUCCACCGCAAUAUGCUGAUCAGCCCGACUCGAGAAAGUUUCAGUAUGUCGUCUACAGCAAGGCGAGCACGGAGUUCAAAAUCCAUAGCCGAGCAUGGCCGUUGUUGGCCGUAGUCUUGCGCCUAAGUGACACAGAGUGGAUCAAGCACGGAUGGCUACCGCCCAGCGGAGUGAGUGGCUUCUCAGAAGUGCGGCAGCGGUACUGCGAAGGCAUUCUCUUCGAGCUUGCAGACUCCCGCAGCGAUGCGAAGGAGGCGCUGCUCCGUUUUGUCAUCGGCCCCGCACUGGAUCAAGUCACUGACUGGGACAGGUUUCGUUUCGCGCAAUUUGCAAAUCGGACGGCAAGAAACUUCUGCGAGUUCCCUGUUUUUCCUCCUGAGGACCCGUCGCUACCGGUGGCGCGUCUUGUUUUCGAGCGUCUCGGGAAUUCCCGCUCCCGCUUAGAAAAAGUGUAUGAGGGUUGCAAGAGUGUCAUCCGUCAGAGGUACAAGGAACGAAAUUUCAAGGCCAACCCUAAUUCCCGGUUUCCGCCACCUGAUCCAUUACACCCGGAGCCGACUCUGUACCGUUUUCGAGACGAGCGGCCUUCCGUUAGGCGCACGUUUGUGCCGCAUUGGAUCGAGGUUCAGUUAAAAGAGCGCUUGAAAUCUUGGCUGGAUGAGGUGUUUGUCGAUAAAUUUGCAGCGGCUGGAUUUCCUGACCUCGGGAAGGGCCUGCAUGCGUUUUUAGACACUGUGCAUGGCGAGGUGACGAGCGCAAGCCGGCAGGUUGGGAAAUUACUGCAGAGCCUCACGGAACCAGAGGAAAAUGAUCUCUCGCGCAAAAGCGGAGAUGAGGAGAACAGACAAGAAGCAGAGGAUAAAUAAAAGUGAAAACCAUGAUACCAGGGAACAAAACAGAGUCAAAACGCUGGAGAAGAAAUGACUCGCCAGCAUAUGGAUAGUGGCCUGAUCUUUACAU